Molecule: messenger RNA, 6652 nt
Organism: Polypterus senegalus (gray bichir)
Lineage: Eukaryota; Metazoa; Chordata; Cladistia; Polypteriformes; Polypteridae
Product: FYVE and coiled-coil domain-containing protein 1-like
Exons: 19
Coding region: 177-4778 (1533 amino acids)
Biological process (GO): plus-end-directed vesicle transport along microtubule; positive regulation of autophagosome maturation
Cellular component (GO): lysosome; late endosome; autophagosome
Molecular function (GO): metal ion binding
Source: RefSeq, a predicted model, not a curated record
UUCAAAAGCAGACUAGGUUGCGCUGUAAACUAAGCGAUUGAAGAAUCUUCCACUUUUUGAGUUCCAAUUAUUAUGCUACUGAAUGCACCCUGCACUUUACAGAUAAUCAGGAAAUAUUUUACCACUCCCUAAACUGGAGGACUUCAGAGCAGUCUGGCAAACACACAUACUGAAAAAUGGCUGCAUCUGUAGGGGAAAGCCAGCUACAAAGAGUUAUCAGAGAUCUUCAUGAUGCAAUUGCAGAGCUCUGCAAGGAAUAUUCAGAAAAUGGAGAACCAAUUACCGAUGACAGCACCAGUCUUCACAAAUUUUCAUACAAACUGGAAUAUUUGCUGCAGUUCGACCAGAAAGAAAAGACUACAUUUCUUGGAACCAGGAAGGAUUACUGGGAUUAUUUUAAUGACUGUCUGGCUAGGACAAAAGGUGCUAAUGAUGGAAUCCGCUUUGUAAAGUCUAUCCCUGAGUUUAAAACUUCUCUUGGUAAAGGAAGAGCCUUUAUUCGAUAUUCACUAGUCCAUCAGAGGUUGGCAGACACACUUCAGCAAUGUUUUAUGAAUACUAAAGUGACAAGUGAUUGGUAUUAUGCAAGAAGUCCAUUUCUGAAACCAAACCUUCACUCGGAUGUUGUAAGCCACCUGUAUGAACUAAAUGAAGUUCGCUUUGAUGUUUCUUCAAGAGGAUAUGACCUUGAUGCUGCAUGGCCCACAUUUGCAAGAAGAACACUAGGAUUGUCAAAUUCUCCUGCUCAUCUUUGGAAACCUCCUAGCCGCAGUUCCAGUAUUAACAGUCUGUCUAGCAGCUAUUCACAGGCUAAUGAAUUUCCUUCAAGUCCUGAUUUCAACAACAGUUUACUGAGCGAGCCAGUAAAUGUGAUUGAUGAAUUACGACUUGAGCUUGAUCAGUCUGAACUGAAGCAACAGAAGCUUCAAGAUCUGGUUCAUCAACUACAACUGGAGAAAAAGGAAUUAGAAGAAAUUGGCAAACACGAAGAAAAUACUGCAAAUAUUGAAGAUAUAAAGAUUUCUACUGCAUUACAAGAGAACUCAAAAUUAAAGAAAGUGGUUGAAGAUCUUAAAAAACAGCUCAGUGAUUUGCAGGAAUGCAGCAAGAUGAACUCAUGUGAAAAAAAGUACAAAGAAACUAUUACACACCUUGAAAUAAAUAAUCAGGAACUUUUGAACAAGUCAAAAACAUUAAACCAAGAGCUAGAAUAUUUAAAAAAUUCGCAGACACUAAAGGAUAAUUUAAAUGCUGAUCUGGAGACUAAGCUCUGUAGAGCAGAACAAAAAAACUUAGAACUUCUGGAAAAACUAGAGUCAUUUCUAAAUCAGAAAGGGCAGGAAGCAUCUAGCCAGUUUGACACAGCACAGAAGAUCCAUGAACUUCUAACUGAUCUCAAUGAAGCUGAGAAAGAAAAGACUGAACUACAGAAAGAAACAAAUGAACACAGGAAUCUCAGUGAAAGACUAACUGAUGAUCUUAAACAAAAAGUGGACAUGCUGCAAAAAACAGAAAUAAAGCUCUCCAGUCUCACAGCAGCAUUUGAAGCUCAAGAAAGGCAGUUAGUCAUGGAAAAUGAGGAUUUAAAAAAAGCUAUGGAAAAGCAUCAAGGGGCUUUAGCAGUAAAGGAAAAGGAAGCUAGCAAUUUACAAAAGCAGAUUCAGGAUUUGCAAAAGCAUGCUGAUAUGAUAGAAAGGCAGUACUAUGAUAAGGAAAAAGAACUCAAGACAGUGUUAGAGGAGCAGAGAAAAAAAAUUGAAAAUCUAGAAGGGCAGAUAGAGACCCUCACAGAAGACCUAAAUACCAGAAGAAAAGAUUUGUCCAAUAUCACUAAAAACUGCAAGAAUGUAGAAGAGCAAAACAUGAUAUUAAAUAAUGAAAAAUCAAGUUUAACUGAACAAAUUGCAAAGCUAAAACAAAGCAUUAAAGAAUGUAUGAUUAGUUUAGAGCAAUAUAAAAGUGAAUGUACAAAUUUAAAAUCAGAAAAUGAAAAACUUGUGCAGGAGACAAAAAAAUUGAAGGAAUCAAAUAAGGAUCUUAAAGAUGUUAAAGCAUUACAUGAUAAUGAACUAGCAAGCUUGAGAGCAUCAGAGAAACAUUUGAGGAAACAGAUAGAUGAUGCUUUGGUUACAGUGGAUGAAAAAGAAGUGAAACUUAGAGAAGAAAAUAAAAAUUUAGAUGAAAAGUAUCAGAAAGCUUUAAUGCAAAUUGAAGAAUUAAAAGAAAUGUUAACAAAUGUGGAAAAUGAAAAUAAUGAACAAAGGAAACGGAAUAUCAAUCUAAAAGACAAUUUGUCCUCUCUUCAAAUACAGCAUGACAAUACUAAACAGCACAUUUCAGAACUAGAAAAUGAAAUUUCUGAUUUAAAAAUUAAUGAAAAUGUAUUGGAUCAGAAGUUGCAGGAAAAGCUUGCAUUGUUAGAUGAAAGUGAAAAAACAAGGGAAGAGAUUUUGUGCAGAAUGGACAAACAAAGGAAGGAGUAUCAAAGAGAAAAGGAGAGUCUGGAAAGUGUUUGUCAGCAGCAGUCAAAAGUAGUUGAACAUUUAACAUCAGAGAAAGUUUCCUUAGAGAAGGAGCAACUACAACAGUCAGAAAAUCAGGCCAAGAAGGUUCAGGAAUUAGACUCACAAUUAACAGUUACUCAAAGUCAGUUAGAGGUAAAUUUCAGUGAAAUAACAAGAUUGCAAACAGAUGUGAUUGAUCUUAGAGCAACGCUUCAAAAAUCACUUGAAGAAAAUGCAAAAGUACAAGCAAAGUUGGACAUCACUGAAACAUCUCGGGAAGAAUUUAAAACUUUAACCGAGCAGCUGAAGAUGGAAACUGAGUCACUUACAAGAAACCAUAUCCAAGAACUAAUGGAAUACAAGGAGAAAAAUGAGAUGCUCUCAAAAGACAAGGAAGCUUUAAUUCAAGACAAAGCUGAAUUAGAAGCUACAGUUAUAGCUCUUAAAGAGCAGAUGAAGGUGAUUAAGGAAUAUUCUGGAAAGUUAGAGUUAGAAAGUACUGAGAAUAAAGAUAUGCUACACAGAGCCAAUACAGAAAUGGCCGAACUUGGUAUUCAGAUUUGCACAGUCACUUCUGAAAAAGAACAAGCUGAGCAAAAAAUAGCAAGUUUUAUUCAUCAGCUUGCAAGUCUGAAACAAAAAACAGACAAAGAAGUAGGAAAGGUAAAUGCCAGUUUAACUGCUGUAACAACAGAAAAUAAAAGUCUGAAAGAGGAGCUCAGGCAAUGUGAAAAACUGGCAGCAACUACCAUGGAUUUACAGGAAAAACUGGAAAAAGCAGAAAAAAAUGCGAAGAGUAUUCAGAUAUCAAGCAGUGAGGAGAUCACUGCUUUGAAGUUUCAAAUGAGCAGCGAGAUAAUAAAUUACCAAAAUAAAAUUAAGGAGCUAAGUGAAGAAUUAGAACAUACCAAAGAUCAUCUGAAAGAAGAGAAAAAGAAAUCCUUAAGUUUGGAUGCAGAAAUGUCAGAGUUAAAGCUGCAAAACAUGGAUGUUUCUAAUCAGCUAGAUAUCAAAAUUGAACAGAUGAUAAAAUCUGAACAAGUGUGUCAGGAAAAUGUUGAAGAACUCCAUUCUUUAAAAGAUAUACUGGCAAGAACACAGAAGGAGUUAUCAGAUUUACAAAAACAGAACCAAGAGUGCUAUGAUCAGCUGGAGAAAAUGACAGCAGAAAAACAAAAUGAUGAAGUUAAACUUCUUGCGGAAAUUGAGGAUCUGAACAGAACCAAAAAAAACCUAGAGGAGCGUCUCAUUGAAUUAAUUAGAGAAAAGGAUGCCCUGUGGCAGAAAUCAGAUGCCCUGGAAUAUGAACAGAAGAUUCGAGCUGAAGAGCGUUGGCUUAUAGAUAGAGAGGUUAAUUAUUGUCUGGAUUGUCAGAGUCAGUUUACUUGGUUGCUGCGAAGACACCAUUGCAGGCUUUGUGGCCGAAUAUUUUGUUAUUACUGCAGCAACAAUUUUGUCAUGACCAAACACAGUGGAAAGAAGGAGCGCUGUUGCAGAGAGUGCUACAUUCAGCACAGUGCUGUUGUUGAAAGGCUUAACAGCUCUGAAGUAGAAAAUCAGCUUGAUAGCCUUGCUGGAUCGUCCUUACUUGAAGAUCGUAUUGUAGUUCAACACAGCCCAAGUGUUACAGUUAUAGACAGGGAUGAUUCAAGACCAGAUGAUGCAACAUUUGAUAUUAUCACAGAGGAAGAGGUCAGCAUAAUUCAGAGUGAUUCUGUGUCACCAGCUUCAGAUGACAUACUGAAUGACGAGGCAGAUCUCUUUCCACAGUCAUCAAAUGAACUAAACUCAAAUUUCACUUCUUCAAAUGAAGUAGAGGAGCAGAUAUCAACUGUACAGGAUGCAGAAAUAAAUUUGCUCAAGUCUGGAGAACUGACGUUCAAGAUCCCCAUGAAUGUUGAAGAUAUAUCAACAUUUGGAGAUGGCAACAGAGAGCUUUUUAUUAAGUCUAGCUGUUACAGCAUCAUUCCUAUUAUUGUCAAUGAAUCUGGAGCCACAAUCAGCUGGGUGUUUUCAUCUGAACCAAAAAGCAUCUCCUUUAGUGUAGUCUAUCAAGAAUUUAUGGAAGCUCCUGUGGAAAAAAGUAAGGUUUUAAUCCCACUAACUCGAUGCAAUGCUCAUAAAGAAACCAUACAAGGCCAGUUAAAAGUGAGAAAUCCUGGUGCUUAUCUUCUUAUUUUUGAUAACUCAUUUUCCAGGUUUGUCUCCAAAAAGGUUUUUUACCACCUGGCGAUUGAGAAGCCUAUAAUCUAUGAUGGAAGCGAUUCUCCAUAAAGUAACACCAGUUUGUAUGCUGAGUAUUAGUUUACACUUUUUAAAACUACGUUAUGAGUGUGUUUAGAGUGAAAGUGAAGUGCAUAAAAUAUUUUCUAUAUAUUAAAGUGUAUAUUAAGUGAUAGUUUUUAAGGAUGGUGUUUAUUUAUGCAUUGCAUUUAAUGAUAUUUAGUAAUCAGUUAAACUUUUUCGAUUGAGAGUAAAAUUGUGCACCUGAGUGCUGUAAAUUUUUAAACAUGUUUUUAAAAGCAGAUACUAACCCAUACAUUAUAUAUUUAUAUAGAUUUUUUUUCAACCAAAAAUAAAUUGCACUUUUUGAAGAAUGUAUAAAUAUGAAAAGUACCAAACAUAUGCAUACAGUGAAAUAUAUAUAGUAAUUUAUAAUACUUCAAAAUAAGCUUUGGGCUUAAUUAUGCUAUAGCAGGCAAGAUUGUAUUUCCAUUUUGAGUUAAUCAAAUAGAGAAUAUAUUUAAGAAUUACCUUUAUUUUAUCCUUGUUCUCCUCCAAAAUUAUUUAACAGUUAUAUUGAACUGUUAGGGUCUUGCAUGAAUACUACAAAGUCCUCUUCUCAGUUAAAAUUUUCCCAUUAGGUUAAUUUACUGAGGUUAUCAAGCAAGCCCAAACUAAUAAUAUUUGGAUUAUUUUAAGAAAAGUGUUCCUAAAUUUGAUGUUUAGAAACAUGUUAACUUCUCUUAAGUUCAAUUGCAUAACAGCUUUUCAUUCAUUUAUAUUAUAUGUUUAAAAAACAGAAUACUUAGAAGACUGCAUUCUUGCACUACUGAUUGUUGGGACACUAUUAAAAUAGACAUUUACUUUUGAAUAGUUAAGGUUAAAUAAAGUACUUUAGUACAAAAUCUUCAACAUAUAAGAUAACUGAAUAAUAAAUUAUUUAUCGCUCACUUACACAUGUGCUAGAAACUAAACAAAACUAACUGCAGCAUUUUUGUCAGAAGCAACAUACAGAAAUCUUUAACUCUAUUUUUGGCCAGAGCUGAAAAUAAGACUGUUCUCUCUCUCUUCUAUUUCUGGUGUAAGACUAAAAACCACAUUGUCUUGGCAUUGCAUUUUCCACUCAUCUCUGUAAUUCAGUUUCAGUGUGCAGAGAGUAUCCCAGCAGCACUGGGUUCAAAACAGGGGCUCAUCACCAUGAACAUUAAUGCAUUCAGCAACACUCACUCACUAGAGAACAGAUUAACAAUUGACUUAAUAUGCUCAGAAAAACUGAAUAAAAUUUAAAAAAUACAUGUAGACACAGGGAGAAUAUGCACACUCCGGACAUACACUGACUGGGUCAGAAUUUGAAUUCAGUACCCUGUGGAUGUAAAGCAACACUGCUACCUCAGCAGCAGCCCACUGCACAAUGUUCCAUUUUCGUUAUAUUAAAAAGUAUCCUGUAUACAAGCCAAUCAAUAAGUUACUUUUGUAAACACAAGUUUUAUUAAUUUUAAUUGAUACAAAAAUUUCAUUAAGGCUCAUUAUUUUUUUGUUCAUACUUCAAACAGUCCUUACUAAAUAUGCAACUUUUACAGUUUAUGAGAAAUAAACCUUUAUUGUGAAGUUAAAGAAUAGUUUUAUUUUACCACUACUGCUUGAUGAAAAUGUGUGUAACUGCAGUGGAUAUCCAGUAUUAUUUAGCAUAGUUCAUUUUUAUCUCAUUGGCAAUCAUCAUAUUUUCCAGCAUCACCUUUUUAAAAACAAUCAAAAAUGGUUUAAGUACAUUCCUUCGUUUAUUUAAAAAAUAAAAAUGGGUGACUUAUCUCCAUUGUAAUAUGAAAUACAGGUAAAAUGCCGUUACAAUUAAUAUCUUUACAAUGAAAUUUUCAUUACAACAAAGUAUUUUUAUGGUCCUGACAGCUUCCCCAUAUGACACGAGU